Entrophospora sp. SA101 is the source of this 2818-nucleotide messenger RNA. Lineage: Eukaryota; Fungi; Glomeromycota; Glomeromycetes; Entrophosporales; Entrophosporaceae. The record is from the annotation of a GenBank genome assembly.
CGUUGGUGAACAAGUUCCACAUUUACCAACAAUAGAAAAAACUAAUGGAGAGUCACAAAAAUUACCAUCAGAAACUGAAAGAAAAAAAAUGAUUAAAAUAGAAGAUCAACUUAAUAGGCAUAUCCAUGAAGAAUCACUAUAUGGAAACGCCACUGAUUCUCAAGCUCGAUUAUGGUAUGAAAAUGUAACAGCAUUAAGAAACAGUAUUUUCCAACAGUACGAAAAUAACAAAAUUAUUAAAAGACUAUCUAGGAAUCCAUUAUACAAAAGAUCUACUUCAUAUCUUAGCCUUGGAGCCGAUUUUUCAUUAUCUAAAUCUUUUCUUCCAGUUUUACCUAAUUAUGCUGAAAAACCAUUGGAGCCAUAUCAACAAUCACGUUUGUUUUUAAGUCAUUUUGGAUGGUUAAGUCCGGAGGCUCUAAAAGAAGGCACCAUUUCUUUAUUAAAUAAAGCGCCUGGAUUAUUUAGAGAUAUGAGGCUGUUGGAUAAAAAACAUCCUCGUGAAGUCAUAAAAGUCGCACUUUUGUAUGUUGGGCCUGGUCAAGAGGAUGAGCAAAGUAUAUUGCGUAAUACGAAAGGUAGCUUAAAUUAUGAUGAUUUUGUAUCUAGUCUUGGUUGGGAAAUUGAUCUUGCAACACAUCCCGGAUAUCUUGGAGGCUUAGAAAGAAAUUCAACAAAUGGAACUACCUCAAUUUAUUAUUGCACAUCAACAAUAGAAUUAAUUUUUCAUGACGUUACAAAAAUGCCAACUGACCCAAAUGAUUUUAAACAGCUUAAAAAGGUACUAAGUUACUAUCUUGUAUGUAACCGAACUAAACAAUGUUUUGCUCUUGUUGGAGCUGCUUCAAUUUCUGAUGAAUUAGUACCACCACUUCAACCUCGUCGUUCUAAUAACGGAUGGCACACAAGAAAUGAAAGUGCAGCUCCAGCAGUAAAUUGGGAUACUCGCCAGACAUCUUUUCCUAGACCAGAUGCUUGGGGUGGUAGUCGUAGUGAAAUGGGAUAUUCAUCAUCAAGUCGUGGUGGUUGGAAUGAUCGCGCAUCAUCACAAGGUGAAAAUUGGAAUUCGGGUUAUAGAAAUACUGGCAGCAAUAGUGGAGGUGCUGGUCGUAACAAUCAUCGUGGUGGUAAUUUUGCUGCUGACGAUUUUUAUAAUAGACGCGAUAAUGAUGGUUAUGGUAGUUGGCAUGAAGGUGCACAUACUAUUGCUCCAAAAAAUCAAAAAUUAGAAAGGGAUCUUUUUGGUAAUGCUGGUGACUUAGAUCGUCAACAUACUGGUAUCAAUUUUGAAAAAUAUGAUGAUAUUCCUGUUGAAGCUAGCGGUAACAAUGUACCCGACUCCGUAACGCAGUUUACUAGUCCACCAUUAGAUACACAUUUACUUGCUAAUAUUGAUCUUGCACGUUAUAAUACACCAACACCAGUACAAAAAUAUUCUAUACCUAUUGUAACAGCAGGUAGAGAUUUAAUGGCAUGUGCUCAAACCGGAUCUGGUAAAACAGGUGGGUUUUUAUUUCCGAUCUUGUCAGAAUUAUUCAAGCAUGGACCACCAACUCCUCCACCAGAACCAACUGGCUAUACUCGUGGAAUGUCUCGUAGCCGAAAAGCCUAUCCUGUAGCAUUGAUUCUUGCACCGACCAGAGAAUUGGCAUCACAAAUUUACGAAGAAGCAAGAAAAUUUGCAUAUCGUUCAUGGGUUCAUCCUUGUGUUGUUUAUGGUGGAGCUGACAUAUCCAGUCAGUUGAGAACUGUUGAUAAAGGUUGUGAUUUGUUGACUGCUACACCUGGUCGUCUUGUUGACUUGAUCGAACGUGGCCGUGUUAGUUUAUCAAAUAUUCGAUACUUGGUGCUUGAUGAAGCUGAUCGUAUGUUAGAUAUGGGUUUUGAACCCCAAAUUAGACGUAUUGUUGAACAUGAAGACAUGCCCGGAGUGGAUGGACGACAAACACUUAUGUUUAGUGCAACAUUUCCACGUGACAUUCAAAUACUUGCACGAGACUUUUUAAAGGACUAUGUAUUUUUAAGUGUUGGAAGAGUUGGAAGUACUAGUGAGAAUAUAACACAGAAGAUAGAGUAUGUAGAGGAUGAUGAUAAACGAUCAAUUUUGUUGGAUAUACUUCAUUCACAACCAGGAGUUGAACAAGGUGGUCUAACGUUGAUUUUUGUUGAGACAAAACGUAUGGCAGACAUGCUAUCAGACUAUUUGAUUCAGGCAGGCUAUCCAGCAACAUCUAUUCAUGGUGAUAGAUCACAACGUGAGCGAGAGAGAGCAUUGGAUUCAUUCAGAUCUGGACGUACACCUAUUAUGGUAGCAACCGCAGUGGCAGCCCGUGGACUAGAUAUUCCUAAUGUCACACAUGUCAUCAAUUAUGACCUUCCAACAGAUAUUGACGAUUAUGUACAUAGAAUUGGACGUACAGGACGUGCCGGUAAUGUUGGAUUAUCAACGGCAUUUUUCAAUCGGAGUAAUAAGGGAAUAGUAAAAGAUUUAAUUGAGUUGUUGAGAGAGGCAAAUCAAGAAAUUCCUGGAUGGUUGGAGACUGUAGCAAGAGAAGUACAAUCUUAUAGUGGCACUCGCAGCACUCGUGGACGUGGUAGAGGUGGUGGUGGACAAAAUAGAGAUUAUAGAAAGUUUACUGGUAGUAGCAGUGAGCGAGGAACUUAUGGAAGUAGUUCUGGUGCAAAUGACAUUUAUUAUGGUGGAUAUGGAGCAUAUAGCGGUAGUGGAACAGGUGGUUAUGGUACAGGUGGAGGUGGAAGCAGUGGUGGUUAUGGAUCGGCAACGAAUGGAUUUAAUAACAAACAAAGUUGGUGGUAA